Molecule: messenger RNA, 873 nt
Organism: Hepatospora eriocheir
Lineage: Eukaryota; Fungi; Microsporidia; Hepatosporidae
Source: the annotation of a GenBank genome assembly
AUGAAUGCAGAAUUAAAGGAAAACUUUAAUCAGUUAAUUAACAAGGUUAUUAAAGAAAAGUUUUUUAACAAAAAAGAUGAAAUUGUUGAGUUUGAGUAUAAAAUUUUUAAAUUAAUUGGUGUUGGUACAUUUGGUAUAGUUGGAUUGAUUGAAUCAAGGGGUAAAUUUUUUGCAAUAAAAAAAGUUUUUGAAAACAAACAUUACUGUAAUAGAGAAGUUGAUAACUUAAGAAGACUUAAUCAUCCUAACAUAAUAAAGUUGUACUACCACAGGUAUUCUGAUUAUAAUGAACAUGGAAGAUUAUGUACUAUGAUUCUUGAGUAUGGUGGUAAUAAUUUAUAUGAUGUUAUGAAAAAAGGGAGAAAAAAAUCCUUAUUUGGAAAAUAUAAAUUACCUAAAAAUUUUAAAGAUCAAUUUAAAAAUUUAGUUGAUGCACUGGCUUAUAUGCACUCCAAAAAUAUUUGCCAUCGAGACCUUAAACCAGACAAUAUUCUCGUAAAAGAAGGAAGAUUGAUUCUUUGUGAUUUAGGCAAUGCUAAAGAGUUAAAUAGCAAACAAAAUGUAUCUUAUAUAACAAAUGCUAUAUACAGAGCACCUGAAAAUUUUGAAGGAAUGACUAAUUAUACAACAAAAAUAGAUGUCUGGUCAUUAGCCGUAAUAAUGACAGAACUAUUAUUUGGUAAAUCAAUUUUUGGAUCAGAAAAAGAAGAAAUAUACACUGAAAUAAUAAAAAGAAAAGAUCGUAUAAGAAGUUAUUUAAAAAAAAGAUGUUCAGAUGACCUUCUAACUGAUUUACUUACAAGAAUGUUAAGAUACAACUCAGUAGAUAGAAUUUCAAUGGAGAAUAUUCUAAAACAUCCAUAUUUUAAUUAA